AUGGAUUUCAAACGCUCCCAUAUACAAAACUUCACCCUCGACACAGAGGUAGAACACCACUGGGGCUAUGCAGAUCGUCAAACUCCAUGCCUCACGGACCCCGGGUCCUGUGAGUACCUUGACGCCGUCUACGGCGCUCAUGAUCGCGGGAUGAUAUACGUUGGCGUGCUAUGGCUCACUAUUGCGGCUGUGUUGAGUCCCCGAGCAAGGCGGACUAGCCCGUCUGUCCCGGGCGGCGUCGUCGACGUCGCGAACCUCCUCACCGACUGCUGGCGACCAAUCUUCGGAAGAACGACAAGACUUCAGGUGCUCAUACUGGCCACACUCACGGCCUACUUGACUGUCUGGUCAUUCUUCGGUAUCACUUACAAGCACUGGAUCACGCCGGUUCAAGAUCACCCUGGCGUUCACAACACCAGGUCAGGUCUCGGUCCUUGGUCAGACAGAGUCGGUGUGCUGGCAUACGCCUUGACGCCACUUUCUGUUCUCCUAGGCAGUCGAGAAUCACUCCUCAGCCUGAUCACCGGUGUUCCAUACCAGCACUUCAACUUUCUGCAUCGCUGGCUCGGAUACAUCAUUGUGGUCCAGGGGGUACUGCACACCAUUGGCUGGUGUAUCAUUGAGAUCAGACUCUAUCAACCCCAGCCGGAUGUCGCAGCCGAAUGGAUCGUACAACUCUAUAUGAUCUGGGGGCUUGUUGCGAUGACCAUAUUGCUGCUGCUUUACAUACUAACACUACCCUUUGUCAUACGCCGAACUGGAUACGAGUUCUUCCGCAAGUCACACUAUGUCCUCGCCAUGCUGCACUGCUUUCUGACUCCCUCCAUCAUCCUCUGGGGUCUGGAUCGAUGUGUUCGGCUUCUUCGAACGUGGCUCAUCCACCGCAAAGCUAUCAACGACAAGGGCGGUCUGUUCAACCCAGCACAAGCCUCCGUCACACGAUUCCCAGAUCACAAUGACGGCGACAUUGUUCGUUUGGACUUGAAGCACCCCCAUAAGCCCUGGAGCAUUGGUCAACAUUUUUAUCUAUGCUUCACGGAUGGCAGUAUCUGGCAGUCGCAUCCAUUCACACCCCUGAACCUCCCCGAGCAAGCCGCUGACGGCACGACGCAACACUCGUACAUUUUCCGUGCCAAGGGAGGCGAGACGAAAAAAGUGGCGGAGAUGCUAGCCGAGACAAAAAGGUCUACCACGGGCGUCAUCCUCACAGGCCCAUACGGGGCGAACAUCACACGCUCGCUGACCUCGACCGACAACGUCCUUUGUAUCGCCGGUGGUACAGGAAUCACCUACGUUCUUCCUGUCAUCAUGGACAUUUCCCGUCGCCCUGUUGCCAAUCGCAAGGUCGAACUUGUCUGGCUGGUGCGCUACCGCACUGACAUUGACUGGAUCAAGCCGGAGCUCGACGUCCUCGAGGGGCAGGACAAUGGUACCGAGCUCAAAAUUCACAUCUUCACCACCCGCGACACUAUUGAUGAUGCCGACGGGCCCUUAACUCCCUUGUCAGACGACAGAGGUUCGGCAAAUGACGACGAGAAGAAGUCAUCGUCAUCGCCGCGCCAACAGAAACUCGUCACGAUCCGCCCCGGCACAGCAGCGGCAACGGCAGGCAACAGCUGCCAUCCUGACGUCAAGCCCAUUGUACAGCACUUUGUCCACAGGACUGUCUCAGGACCAACUAAAGUAUAUAGCAGUGGACCAGGAAGGAUGAUGUCUGGAUUGAGAGAAGCCAUUGCUGGGCUGAACUCGGGGACAAGGGUGUGGAAAGGUCAGCAGCGGCACGACGUGUCCUUGGAGUGUGACGAACGGCUAGAGUACUGA
This is a messenger RNA of Emericellopsis atlantica, 1821 nucleotides long. Its product is annotated as ferric reductase like transmembrane component. Gene Ontology annotation, molecular function: ferric-chelate reductase activity. The record is from RefSeq and is a predicted model, not a curated record. Gene Ontology annotation, biological process: copper ion import; iron ion transport; intracellular iron ion homeostasis. NCBI's taxonomy places the organism in Eukaryota, Fungi, Ascomycota, Sordariomycetes, Hypocreales, Bionectriaceae. Bases 1 to 1821 code for a protein of 606 amino acids. The transcript has 3 exons. Gene Ontology annotation, cellular component: plasma membrane.